AUGGCAGCCCCCAAAGGCGUGGCCCAGGGCACAGAUAGACGUACAACAUGGCCGCCUACAGGAAGCACACCGCACGCCCUCCCGCCGGGCCACCGGAAGUUUCCAUUUGAAAGCCAGGCGGCAGACCGGGUUGCUGGUGCAGCAGUUACUGCGGAGCAGCUUUUGAACCAGAGCGACGAGGGCUGCGAGUAGGAGCUACAGGCGCCUGGGGCCCAGCCUUGCCGCCUCGUUACGAUGACCAGCGUGGUUAAGACAGUGUACACCCUGCAGCCCCCCGCUGUGCAGAGCGGCGGCCUGCCGGCAGACACACAAACUCGAGCCCCUUCUAAGAGCCUCUUACCAGUGAAGUCCAAAGAAGUGGAUGUUUCCAGGCUUCAUUCAGGAGGUGCAGAGAACGAUGUUACAAAAAUCAUCAAACCAAAACGAGAGAACGGGCAGGUGAAAGCUGCAGACACUGCCUUUAGGAGGAACAUCAGAAAAAGCUACAAGCCACUGAGCAAGCAGAAAUCAGAGGAAGAGCUCAAGGAUAAGAACCAGCUCUUAGAGGCCGUCAACAGGCAGCUGCACCAGAAGUUGACUGAAACUCAGGGAGAACUGAAGGACCUGACCCAAAAGGUGGAGCUGCUGGAGAAGUUUCAGGAUAACUGUUUGGCAAUUUUGGAGAGCAAGGGCCUCAACCCAGUUUUAGGCAGUGAGACCCUGGCGUCACGGCAAGAAGCCACCACAGAUCACACGGACUCUAUGUUGCUACUGGAAACUUUGCAAGAUGAGCUGAAGCUUUUUAAUGAAACAGCCAAAAAACAGAUGGAGGAGUUACAGGCCUUAAAAGUAAAGUUGAAGAUGAAAGAAGAAGAGCGGGCCCGGUUCCUAGAGCAGCAGACAUUAUGUAACAGUCAAGUGCAUGAUUUUACAACAGCCCUUGAGGAAAUGGAGCAGCUAUUGGAAAUGUGA
Messenger RNA from Puma concolor (puma), 951 nucleotides. RefSeq names its product kinetochore localized astrin (SPAG5) binding protein (gene KNSTRN). NCBI's taxonomy places the organism in Eukaryota, Metazoa, Chordata, Mammalia, Carnivora, Felidae. The record is from RefSeq and is a predicted model, not a curated record. Gene Ontology annotation, biological process: regulation of attachment of spindle microtubules to kinetochore; spindle organization; mitotic sister chromatid segregation. Gene Ontology annotation, cellular component: mitotic spindle; microtubule plus-end; centriolar satellite.